Molecule: messenger RNA, 1734 nt
Organism: Oikopleura dioica
Lineage: Eukaryota; Metazoa; Chordata; Appendicularia; Copelata; Oikopleuridae
Source: the annotation of a GenBank genome assembly
AUGAAACUCCUUCCAAUUUUUCUCGGCGCCGGUGUGAGUGGGUUACAGUGCCAUACUUGUACGCUUCUCGGAGGAGAAGAGACGACGCAUGAGAACUGCCCACUUGUAGAGUGCCCCGACAACGGUCAAGAAUACAGUUGCCAGAACGAAGCUAGAAAUCACCACGGCGUCUACUGGGUGAAGAAAGGAUGCAAACAGCGACAAGCAUGCGAGAACAACGAGAAGAACAACUGGAUGAAGUCUGGCCCACGAACUCAAUGCGACCCCAGCUCUACAACGAAUUCCGUUUGCCGAUGUUGCUGUGAAGAAGACAACUGUAACACCGAAGAUAUUUUCUGCGCGAAAGAUUUGCAGAGCAGUUGCGGCGUUCCUAAUCUUCCUGAAGGUCUCCAAACAGUCUGCGAUAAUUUUGACUACAACGGCAGCACAUGCAGAUUCACUUGCGCGGACGAAAAUCGACUUCUUCGUGGGGCCGCUGAGAUGAAAUGUGACGGUGAAAAUUGGGUCUCGGAUACAAACGAAGAACCGUUUUGUGAAGCGACUUGUCCACUGCCAAAUAUUAAAGAUGGAGCACUGUCGGGAUCCUGCUCUGAUCCUGCAUCAGGAAGCGUUGUCUGCGACUUUGACUGUCCUCCACUUGGAUAUCGAAUGGAAGGUCAAUCGAGGGUCCAGUGCUUGCGUGAUGUCAAAGCAAACGUCGCUUUCUGGGAAUCUGAAAUUCCGAAGUGUAUUCGAGUUACCUGCCCUGCAUUGGUCAAACUUGAAAACGGAACAGCGACUUGCACUGGCAACAAAUUCGAGGAUACCUGUCAGUUCGAGUGCAAUGAUGGAUACUUUUUAGAAGGCUUCAGCUCCCUCCAGUGCCUUGGUAGUCAGAGAUGGUCUGGUCAAUACCCGAAAUGUAUUGAAAAAGUAGAAGCUGUCAGUGAAGAGUCUCCUGAGGAGAUCACGAGUGCUACCCCGAAUAGAUUAGUUAUUAUGCCAAUUACGACGACUAAGACUCCAGAGCGAAGAAUUAUUACAUCACCAACGAGAAUUCAAGAAGCCACGCCAGCUAAAAUCAUAACAACAACGAAAAAAGUUACCACGACGAGAAAGACAACAACAACGAUAAAAACGACAACAACAACGCGACGACCAACAACCACAACAAGGCGAACAACAACGCAGUUCCAGAGAAGAGCGCCAUCACCUACAAGAAGAAUCGUUAUCUUUCCGGAGCAAACAGCGAAACCAACCUUGAUUCCUACAACAAGACGCAUAAAAUCACCAAGACCGAUGCCUGAAUGUCCGGAUUUGGUUCAUGCUGCCACGAAAAAAGUCUGCACGAGCGGUUUAUUUGUUGGAUCGACAUGUGAGUUUUCAUGUCCCGAAGGAUACAAAAUCGACGGUCCAACUUCCGCAACAUGCCUUGCCGAUCUUCAGUGGUCAAACAAAAUGCCCGACUGCACUUUCAAGGUAAUGGUAGAGCGGUGGAUCGUCGAUGAGGCGAUGAAAUUGGACUCUAACUGGAGCAAGUAUUUCCACUACAAUCCAGCCGAUUGGGCGGUUAGUGGCAGAACCAACGAACUCAUCGAAGAAUGGAUAGAAGUUGACAUCACUGCCGGCUGCCCGACAGAAGAGAUGAUGGGCGAGCUGGAAGAAAUGCUUUAUGAAAAAGGAACUGAAGCGGACUGGAGAUCGGUGGACGCGGCUCUCCUGGCGAAUAAUUGCAGACCAAUCAACCCUCAAUAA